Molecule: messenger RNA, 1761 nt
Organism: Anopheles aquasalis
Lineage: Eukaryota; Metazoa; Arthropoda; Insecta; Diptera; Culicidae
Product: putative sodium/calcium exchanger 7
Biological process (GO): intracellular calcium ion homeostasis; monoatomic cation transport; transmembrane transport
Cellular component (GO): membrane
Molecular function (GO): calcium:sodium antiporter activity
Source: RefSeq, a predicted model, not a curated record
AUGGCAGAUCUUAACGGAACCACGCUGAACCGAGUUGAGCGCCACGCUACGUACGUUAAUUUCCCACGACAUGAUGACUGCGCGUAUCUGCAUACACUGGACAUCGAGGAACAGUGUUCGUUCGUCGAGAGCACCGAAGCUUGCGCCGAGAGCCAGUUCUACUUCAAUUACAUCCAGUUUCUCUACUGCACGAUCGGCUCGGAACACGAGUAUUUGUUUGCGUUAGGCUUUGUACUGCUGAUGUGUGUCUGUAUUUAUUAUUUUAUUAUCCUAGGUACCACGGCAGAUCAAUUCUUCUGUCCUACGCUGGCAGUGAUGGCAAAAACCCUCAACAUCAGUGAAUCGCUCGCAGGGAUAACGAUACUGGCGUUCGGUAAUGGCUCGCCGGAUUUAUUCACCGCCGUCGCUAACCCGGAUGCCGAUACGGAGCUAAUGUUUGCCGAACUACUCGGUUCGGCUGCCUUUGUAAUCGGUGUAAUUGGUGGGAUAGUGCUAGUGAUCCAACCAUUCAGCCUGCCGCCCUGGGGCAUAUCGAGAGAUUUGGCCUUUUUCAUCGGGACCCUGCUUUGGAUCACCUACACAACAGCAGACGAACGGUUCAGCCUGGUCGAGAGUGGAGUACUGAUCGGAAUCUACGUCAUUUUCCUGGUCCUGGUCGUCUGGGAGUUCAUUCGAGCGAGGCGUGAAGUGGAAGGGAUGCGAUCAAGAAGUAAGUAGAUCGUUUUUUCUUCUAAUCGACAUUGAAUCACCCUUUCCCUUAGUCUCACUGCAAGGAGGCAUUCCAGAGCAGGACGCUUCAUUCAGGAGAGCACUGCAACGCCAACAAUGCCUGAAGAUUUUGAAUUGUAUGGUAUUCGAAUACCGAACAAAGGACUGUGGACUGACUUCUUGCGCCACGUGAAUCCAAUCGAUGCGAACGCAUGGGCCGAAGCAGGAUGGUUUAUGCGAAUGUUUACCAUCAUAAAGGCUCCAUUCUUGGUGGUACUGCUACUUCUCAUUCCGAUCGUUGACACGACGCUGGAACGCGACGGAUGGUGCAAGCUGCUGAACAUCAUCCACUGUAUGACGCUACCGUUGAUGAUGGUUUGGGUGAAUGGAUUUGCUUUCAACAUGUUCGCAAGAAUCUCGGUCGCUGGUUGGACCGCAACUCUGGGUAUGUCGUUGAUGGUAAUUGUGUUCUGUACCUCACGGACCGAUCGCUGCCCACCGUACCACAAGCUGUUCACAGUGCUGAGCUUCUUGGGUUGCAUUCAGAUCAUCUAUCUCGUCGCACAGGAGGUGGUGAGCGUACUGGAAACGUUGGGCAUUGUGAUGAAGCUCUCAAAGUCCAUCCUGGGGCUGUCGCUACUCGCCUGGGGCAACAGUGUCGGCGAUCUGUUCUCAAAUAUAGCCUUGGCUCGGCAGGGUUACGCGAAGAUGGCAUUCGCCGCCUGUUUCGGUGGGCCUUUGUUGAACCUUUGUCUUGGACUGAGCUUCACUCUGAUAGCGAAAGCGCUCAAGGAUCCCAAUUGGAUAGCACAAGUUCGCAAAGGAGUGAUGGGAGAGAACUGUGAAGUCUAUCUGCUGCAAAUUCUCGCCACAACCUGGCUCGGUUUAUUGUUCACCAACUUUCAGGCCCGUCGUAGCAUCGGCCUAUCGAUGAUUGUGACGUAUCUGGUAUUUUUGGCCUUUUCCUUCCUCGGUGAGUUCGAUCUCAUACAUCCUUACGGUACCGAUCAUCAUCCCGAUCCGAACUGGUCUAGUGGCAGUGUGGCAGGAUGA